Drechmeria coniospora is the source of this 2751-nucleotide messenger RNA. RefSeq names its product tRNA processing endoribonuclease Trz1. The record is from RefSeq and is a predicted model, not a curated record. Gene Ontology annotation, molecular function: 3'-tRNA processing endoribonuclease activity. The transcript has a single exon. NCBI's taxonomy places the organism in Eukaryota, Fungi, Ascomycota, Sordariomycetes, Hypocreales, Ophiocordycipitaceae. Gene Ontology annotation, biological process: mitochondrial tRNA 3'-end processing. Gene Ontology annotation, cellular component: mitochondrion. The coding region runs from base 1 to 2751 and encodes 916 amino acids.
AUGGAACAAUGGGGCUCGCGGCGCCUCGCACUCGCCGCUUCGCUCCUUAGCCACCCUUCCCUCUUCUCCAACUCGCUCUCUAGCCGCGGCCGCAGCUCCUGUACGGCCGUCGCCCGUCUUCACACCCGACGUCGCUCGACCAGGAACCCAAAGCAGGCUGCGUUGCCGACUUCGGCGGCACGAACCUCGACUCCGGCUCCCCCCUCGAAGCCCUCCUACGGCCACGACGCCUCCAUCAUGACGACGACCGUCGAGCUGGCCACGGUGCCCUCGGCCGACACCCCCGGCACCUGCCUCUACAUGCACCACGAUAAACGCUCCUACGUCUUCGGCCGCGUUCCCGAGGGCACCCAGCGCGCCUUUGGCAGCCGCAAGGUCCAUCUCGGCAGCACCGAGCAUGUGUUCCUCAGCGGCCCCGUCGGCUGGGACCAGAUGGGCGGCCUCAUCGGCUACCUCCUCAGCGUCGGCGGCGCCCUCGACGCCGCCCGCGAGAACACGGUGCAGGAGAACGAAAAGCGCAAGGGCAUGGGCCAGAAGCUGCUGAAGCAAUCCGUCCACGCCGGCAUCGGUGUCCACGCCGGCGACAACCUCUGCCAUGUCAUGGCCGCCUGUCGACCCGUCAUCUUUCGCCAGCCCAUCAGCGUUCGACCGUAUGAGCACAGGACGGACCCGAGGACCGACGAUGCGGCGAAUGUCGACCCGGACUGGUCGGACGAUGCGAUCCGAGUGUGGAAGAUACCCGUCCGGAGAUCGCGCUCGAGCAGUCCACCGAAGCGCCGCCGCAGCUCCGUCGACGGCGCCGACCCGGAUACCUUCAAGCCGCGCUCGUCCCUCUCGGACCCGACCGUGGCCGCCAUGGUCGUCGAGAGAAUCAUGUUCAGCGGCAGCCUCAGCAACAGAUCGGUUCUCUCGCGUCGGAACAUCGGCCGCCUCGAGCCUGCGGACCUAGCCGUCACCAUCCAAAACGGUGUUCUCGUGCCGUACAAGGGCCCUUACGCGGAUGUCCCGAACCCCAACGAUGCCGCCUGGCUAUUUCCAGCCCCAAACGACACCUCCGGAGACGCCGCCGCCGGAGACGGCACCCUAGCCAUCAACCACUUCCCCAUACCACGGACCUCGUACGGCGAGACGUCCAUGUCCUACAUCGUCAAGUGCCACGACCGCCGAGGUAAAUUCAACGCCGCCGAGGCCAGUCGGCUGGGCGUCAAGGUCCAGGACUUUAAGCUCCUGACCGCAGGCCAGAAUGCCCAAGGCAAGGAUGGCCUUACCGUCACGCCCGACAUGGUUCUCGGCGAGCCCCAACCCGGAAGGGGCAUCGUCGUCGCCGACAUUCCCUCGCCAGACUUCAUCGCACCCUUCAUGGAGCGACCCGAGUGGGACAGCUCGGAGCUCAUGGCGUACGUUGCCGUCAUGUAUUGGAUACUGGGUCCCACCAUCGCCGAAGAUGCCCGAGUGCAGUCCUUCAUCGCCAAGCACGCCGACAUCAAGCACGUCUUUUGCGCCGAGGACACCUGCCCCAACAUGGUGACCCAUCCAGGCGCCGCCGAGAUGCAGGUGAAGCUACGGCGAGUGGACCCCAAGAGGUUUCCCCUGACCAAGUUCGUCAACACCGUCCAGUUUCCAGCCCCGGCCGCCGAUGCACCCGUCGAGCUUGGACGGGCCGGCGCGAAGCUGCAGCUCAUGCCGCGCCUCGUCUUUAAUCACGAGGCCGUGGCCCCCUUCCCGGACCUCGUCAAGGCCUCCAACGCAGUUCACCCCAAGGUCCUCGAGCUCGCCCAACUGGCGGAAGCAGAAGCGUCCGACGCCAACCUGCGAGCGAGGAUCGACGAGAGCGAAAAGGACAUUCCGAACAGGGAUGCCGAAAUCAUCCCCCUCGGCACAGGCUCCUCCGUCCCCAGCAAGCACCGAAACGUCUCCGGAACGCUGAUCCUCGUCCCCGGCAUCGGCAACUACCUGCUCGACUGUGGCGAGGGCACUCUUGGCCAGAUGAGAAGAGCCUUUGACCCCGACGAGGCCGCCGACGUUCUUCGCAACCUCCGGUGCGUCGUCGUCAGCCACGUGCACGCCGACCACCACCUCGGGCUCGUCUCCCUCCUCAAGGCCUGGUACGAGCAAACGCUCAAGGACAGUAGCAAGGCCACGAUUGCCAUCUCCUGCAUCGGCCGCUACCGCACCAUGCUCGAGGAGCUCGCUCAGGUCGAGGACUUUGGCUUCCACCGCCUGCGCUUCCCGUCCUGCCCUUCAACCGACGACCGCGACCGCGACACGACGACGCGCGACGACCUGGGCGACGAAAACUUUGGCCUCGCCUGCAUCAAGCGCAUCCCCGUGCCGCACUGCUGGCGCUCUUACGCGACCGAGCUCGAGCUUACGUCGGGCCUGCGCAUCGCCUACUCGGGCGACUGCCGGCCGUCGACCGCCUUCGCCCAGGCCUGCCUCGGCGCCCACCUGCUCGUGCACGAGUGCACCUUUGACGACGAUAAGCAGGACCACGCCAAGGCCAAGAAGCACUCCACCAUGGCCGAGGCCCUCGGCGUCGCCCGCGAGAUGAAGGCCCGCCGCACCCUGCUGACGCACUUUUCCCAGCGCUACAGCAAAGCUGCCAGCCUGCGUCGCGAGCGUGUCUCGGGCGAAGAGCAAGGAGUCCUGCUUGCCUUUGACCUUAUGAGGGUCCGCCUUGGCGAUUUUCAAGAGGCCGCAUGCUACGUGCCCGCGGUGCAGGCGCUGAUGGAGAACUUGGCCUACAAUUAG